Sitophilus oryzae (rice weevil) is the source of this 4693-nucleotide messenger RNA. Its product is annotated as ATPase family AAA domain-containing protein 2-like. The record is from RefSeq and is a predicted model, not a curated record. The transcript is spliced from 24 exons. NCBI's taxonomy places the organism in Eukaryota, Metazoa, Arthropoda, Insecta, Coleoptera, Curculionidae. Gene Ontology annotation, cellular component: nucleus. Gene Ontology annotation, molecular function: chromatin binding; histone binding; ATP hydrolysis activity. Gene Ontology annotation, biological process: positive regulation of transcription by RNA polymerase II. The coding region runs from base 242 to 4387 and encodes 1381 amino acids.
AUAUAAUGUGGUAACAUAUGGAUCUAAAUUGAUUGUUAUUACUUUUACAAAAGUGAAAAGUGAUUAGUGAAAUAACGUUAGUGACUGUUAGUAAUGCAAAUUUGGCAACAUUUAGAUUCUUUCCAUUUUCUUUUAUAGAACAGUGUAUUAUUCUUAUUUUAGAAUUUUAAUGUAAAAUCGUGUUUUCUAACAAAAAGACGGUAUUAUUAGAACAUUUACUUAGCUAUCAUCAUCGAAAAAAAUGGUGAACACUCGUCGUAUGGAGUCAAUUGGCUCAUCUCCUACAAGACCUCAUCGCACAAGGGGUGCUUCUAAACUCGAAGAGCAGGAUACAGAUUCGUCAAGUGACAAGGAGGAAGAAGGUGAGGAAAGUGACAGUGAGCAAUCAAAGAGUGAAGAUAAUACAUCGUCGGACAUUCCUUUAGUAAAAACUGAGAGGGUGUUAAGACGAAAACCAGGCCGACCUAAACCGAGCAGAAAAGUUGUUACUAUUACAAGAAAUUUUAAGAAGUUUAAUGCUCGCUCUGUUGGCAGUACUCAUAAAACAAUAUCAUUACAAAGAAGUAGCUUAGCUGUAUAUGCUAAAAGAAACAUGACUGAUGAUAUGGGUGUUAGUAACAGAAAUUUUUCUGAUGAAGAGUUUUAUCCUAAUCCAAGAAGUCAUAGAUCAAAUCAUCUAAUUAAAAAAAAUCGACUGUUAAGAAGAACAGCAUUGUCAUUAAGACCACUUAGCCAGAAAUGUUAUGCUGAUCAUUCUUCAAUUCACUUUGAUUCUGAUAGUGAUGCUGUUCUUAAAAGAAGUACUAGGAAAAGGAACAUAAGUUGGCUAGCGGACAGUCAGAUGCAUAAGGUUGGAUAUCCAAACCUUAAUAUAGGAUAUUCAGAAGAAGAUAGCAGGGAUGCUGCUGAUGACCAUGAAAAUAUAGAAAUUCCUCAAAGGGUAACAAGAUAUUCUAACAGAAGAAGAAUAUCAAAACCAUCAUAUUAUUAUGACGAAGAAUAUGAUGAUACUCCUGAAAUUCGGAGAAGGAGUAACAGGACUAGCAGAGUUAACAGAGUGAUUAGAACUAGACAUUCAGAGUUGAAUAACAAAGCAAGUAAAGAUGAUAAUGAUGUUGAAAGUAAAAGUACUUCUAAAGAAAGAAUAAAAGAUGAACCGGAGGAAGAAACAACAGGAGAAGAUAAUGAUACAAAACCAGAUAAUGAAAAUAAUGAUGGUAAAACUAACUUAGAGGAUAAAAAAGAUGAAAAUCAAAUUACUCAAACUGGUCCAAAUAAAAAAGAUCAAGAUUUGUCAGAUAGUGAAGAAGAACAAAGACAAUUAAGGGCUAGAGCUAGUAAACCAACUAGAGUUAGAAUAAGGCAGGAAAUGAAUGGGAGAGAUAAAGCUAUGGAGAGUAGUUCUGAAAGUGAGGAAGAGGGCAGAAAAUACUUGUUGAGAAAUCGUCCUCCAAAACCGGCGCCCAAAAACAUGCAAACUUCAGUCUUAAGAAAUGAACGUCGUGAAUUAGCAAGUAGGAAGAGAUAUACUAGAAGACGCAGGAAUUCUACAAGUUCUGAUUCUUCCCUUAGUUCUUCAGACAGAUGCCACAAAACAACACCAAAAAGUCCACACUCUAAAAACGAAAAAAUGAAGUCUGGGGCUGGCGGUAGUAGCAUUAUACCAAUAAAACCAGAAACUUUAGAUCAGUCUGUAAGGUUUAAUAGUAUUGGCGGAUUAGAUUCUCAUAUUCAAUGUUUAAAAGAGAUGAUUUUGCUUCCAAUGAUGUAUCCAGAGGUUUUUCAAAGGUUUCAGAUUCAGCCACCCAGGGGUGUUUUAUUCCAUGGUCCACCUGGUACUGGUAAAACACUAAUAUCUAGAGCCUUAGCGAAUGAAUGUAGUUUUGGAACAAGGAAAGUGUCGUUUUUCAUGAGAAAAGGAGCUGACUUAUUAAGUAAAUGGAUUGGUGAAUCCGAAAAACAACUUAGAUUGCUUUUUGAAGAGGCAGCUAAAAUGAAACCUUCAAUAAUAUUUUUUGAUGAAUUAGAUGGUUUAGCACCUGUUAGGUCAUCCAGACAAGAUCAGAUCCAUGCCAGUAUAGUUUCUACACUUUUAGCAUUAAUGGAUGGUUUGAAUGAUCGUGGUGAAGUUAUUGUCAUUGGAGCAACAAACAGGAUUGAUGCUAUUGAUCCAGCUUUAAGAAGACCUGGUAGAUUUGAUAGAGAAUUAUAUUUCCCACUGCCAUCUAAAUUAGAACGUGAAGAAAUAUUAAGGGUUCAUAUAUCAUGUUGGAACCAACCUCCCAGUGAAGAAUUAUUAGGAUAUUUGGCUGAGAAUACUGUAGGAUAUUGUGGAUCAGAUUUGAGGGCUUUAUGUUCGGAAGCGGUGAUUCAAAGUUUUAGAAGGACAUAUCCUCAAGUCUAUAAUUCUGAAUAUAAGUUACUCUUAGAUCCAGAGAAUGUCAAGGUGGAAAAAGUAGAUUUCAUGAGAGCUAAGUCUAUGAUAACACCUGCAUCUCAUAGAGUGGUAUCUGGUUUAGGAAAAAAAUUGCUUCCAAUCUUGGAACCCUUCCUGGCACCUAUUCUUCAAAAAAUAAUGUAUAUUUUAGAACAAAAUUUUCCACAUGGAUUUAACCCAUCGUUAUCUAAAGUAAAAUUGUCAGCCAGUAUAAGGCCAGCACAAUUGAUAAUCACAGGAGAUGGGCCUGAUCAUGGUCAAACUAAUCACAUUGCUCCAGCUAUUUUGUUUAGAAUGGAACAUAUUCAUUCCUAUAUUUUGGAUAUUGCCACUCUUUUUAAGGAACCAGGUCGAAGCCCAGAAGAUGCGUGUAUACAGGUAUUCACUGAAGCAAAAAGAAAUGUUCCCAGUAUUAUUUAUAUUCCAAAUAUUGAUACUUGGUGGGAACUAACAUCUGAAACGACUCGUGCUAUUUUGCUGUCACAAUUAGCUGCUAUUGAUCCAAAUAUUCCUCUUCUGUUUUUGACGACUUCUAUCAAUACUUAUAAUGAUCUUCCUACUCAGUUGCAAGACAUAUUUUCUCCUUAUCGUCAAGAAAUAUUCGAAAUUAAACCGUCCAAUCACGAAACGCGACGCCUGUUUUUCAAACCACUGCUUAUCGGUAUCAGUCUUCAACCGCCUCGACCAACGAGGGAACGCCCCAAAAGUCCCCCGCCUCUACCUAGGGCUCCCACGCCCCCACCUCCUCCUAUAAGUGAAGAACAAGCUCAAAAACUUUACGAAACUGAAGAGCAUACUCUGAGGGAACUGAGGAUAUUUUUGAGAGAUAUGUGUAAAAAGCUCGCUAACAAUAAAUUGUUUUUUAUGUUUACUAAGCCUGUAGAUACAGAAGAAGUACCUGAUUAUACUGAAAUUAUUAAGCAACCUAUGGAUCUGGAAACCAUGAUGACCAAAGUGGAUUUCCAUCGUUACGAAUGUGCCAAAGACUUUCUUACAGAUAUUGACUUAAUUUGUCAGAAUGCUUUAGAAUAUAAUCCUGCCAGAACUUCUGUAGAUAAACAGAUUAGACAUAGGGCUUGUUCUUUAAGAGACUAUGCUUAUACAUUAAUCAAGACUGAGAUGGAUAGCGACUUUGAAGAUAAAUGUCAAGAUAUUAAAGUAAGAAGGAAACAAAGAAAUGCAUGCGUUUCGAAAUAUCUUCCAGCUUAUAUUAUAACGCCAGAUGGAAUGAACUUAGAAGUUGAUGCAGAAAAUAGGCCGAAUGUGGUUGAUACAGGAAGGCCCAAAGUUAACGGAAAAGUAAUGGAGAGAAACCGAAUCAGUCCAAUGAGAAAACGCAAGUUCAGUUGGCAGCAUGGUUAUCUGAAGAAAAAGAAGAAGCCCAAACUAGAUAUUUCCCAAAGCAUCAGUAACAAACCUAAAGAAAAAAAUUCAAGUGAUGAGUCCAAAGAAAACGAUCCCGACAGCAGUACUGUAGAGGUACAACCUAAAUCUAAACUGCCCGAAAGUGAUAAUAGUAGAACUUCUGAUGUAACUACUGCCCUAAGCAUAAACUGUGAUAUUCCGAAGACAGAUCUUCCAUGUAAUUCGGCCAGAUCUCCUACGAGAAGGCUAUCAGACUUAAUGAGUCCAUCCGAACUUUUAGAUAGUCCUUUAUAUUUUGAUGACGUAGAUCAAGCCUUAAAUGAAAAUGCAAGUAGUAAUACGGUUGUUAAAGUGGAUUGUUCUCAAAUAGAGCUAGAAAAGGUUUUAGACCAAACUGUGAAGUAUACAGAAGGAUUUUCCUUAUCUGAUCUGCUUGAUUUAUAUAAUCAGUUCAAUAAUAUCAUUAAAAAAUUUUCCAAGAAUACUGUAAGACACAAUUUACCUAAGGAACUCACCAAAGAACUACUUCGGUUUAAAAAAGCUGCAAAUAACGAGGUGCGAACCUCCAUAACAACUACAAGAUAAAUUUUGUCAUAAUAUUUUCUGCACUGCCUUUUACUUUUCUUAUAUUUUUAUCAGUAUUUAUGUUUUGUAUAGUACUUAAUAUAUUUAUAAAUAAUUUAGUUUAUAUUUUCUACAUUGAACAACUCAGUGUUUAUUAAAAUAUUCAAUUUCUAUAUAACUUGUUGGCAUGGAAUAAAUAUGGAAAUUGCUCAGUUUGUCUUGUAACUUUAGGCGUUGAAACUAAAAAAUUACACAAAAAAAUAUAAAUGUACCCUCUUUCGCUGGGCCAAUAAUAAAUGUUUCCCUCAAUAUAAAUGUGUAAAAGUU